Molecule: messenger RNA, 4378 nt
Organism: Leucoraja erinaceus (little skate)
Lineage: Eukaryota; Metazoa; Chordata; Chondrichthyes; Rajiformes; Rajidae
Product: fucolectin-1-like
Exons: 2
Coding region: 1614-2414 (266 amino acids)
Source: RefSeq, a predicted model, not a curated record
GAUGUAAUAGCAACGCAUUCGGAAAACAGUGACAGGAUCGAUCAAAGUCAGCAUGGAUUUAAAAGGGGAAAAUAUGCUUGACUAAUUUAUUGAGGAUAUAACACGCAGAAUGUACAAGGGAGAGACAGUGGAUGUGGUAUAUCUGGAUUUAAAAAAAACGCCUUUGCAAAGUCCCACACACGAGGUUAGCGUGCAAAAGUUGAGCACGUGGUAUUGCGAGUAAGGUAUUGAUAUGGCUAGAUAACAGGUUGGCAGAGAACACGCAAAGAGUAGAGUUUAACGGGUCCUUUUCGGAAUGGCAGGCAGUGGGGUUACGCAAGGUUCAGUGCUGAGACCCACUUUAUUUACAAUAUAUAUUGACGACUUAGACGAAGGAAUUAAAUGUCACAUCUCGAAGUAUGCGGAUGACAAAAAGCUGGGUGGCAGUUUGAGAUACCAGGAAGAUGCUAUGGGGAUGCACGGUGACUUGGAUAGGUUCAGUUGGUGGGCAGAUGUAUGACAGAUGAUGAUUAAAAAAAUGCUUUCUUUUGCGUAGUGAUCGAGAUAGAGGAGUCUCACUUUCAAACAUCUCUUUCAGCUGUGGGACCGUUGUUUCCGUUGCUUUGACGACAAUUAUCUUCAAUUGUGAUGGAUUCAUCGGUCGAUAUGUGAACAUUUUCUUGCCGGGACAGGAUAAAAUCUUGACCUUGUGCGAGGUUGAGGUCUUUACUUCAAUACUUCCUACCAUCGAUACCUUGUUAAAACCGAAGCCGUAUCCCCCUUCCGCACACGAAAGGGAAAAGCUAACCACCACCAAUACCCCUUCACUAAAGGGAACGAAACAGCCGCCUUCAUUUGGAAAAGAAACGACGCCCCAGUCAACAAAGGGAACGAAAAUACCGUCCAUACCUGGAACGACUAUCCAGCCAAGAACCGGAAAAAAAGGUACGUUGCUAUUGGGAGCGAAUCUACCAUUGGGAACGGGGGAACAGGUAGACUCAUCGCUUCGCCAAGACGUGGAGACAUUCUCAGCAACAAAAUAUAUCAGCCACUGGUACAAUUUCCGGACGGAGGUAAUCAUGUUAGACCGAGAUUUAGUCCCUUCCGGCUAAAACACAGCCCCCUCGUCUCUUUCUCAAUGGCAUGACAUCUUAUUCUGAAUCUGUGCCCUCUGGUCCUAGAUUCCCCCACAACUGGGAACGUGCUCUCUACAUUCACACUAUCCAAGCCUUUCAAUGUCCGAUAAGAUUCAAUGAGAUCCCCAAUAAUCCAUUACUACUCCAGCGAAUACAGGGCCCGGAACAGUCAGUGGGUCUCCAUAUGUUACCGUAAUCAUCCCAGCGAUCACUCUCGUAAUCCCCCACUGGACCCUCCACAAUGCCAGCACAUCUCAGAUAUGGGGCCGAAAACUGUUCACAAUAUUACAAAUGCGCGCUGCCCAGUGCCUUUUACCCCCCUGCUUUAACAUUCUAUCUCUCUGGAUAUAAAUGCAAAGAAUGAAUUUGCCUUUCUUAACACCGGUUCAACUUGCAAAUAAACAUAUUGGGAAUCCAGCGCCAGCACUCCCAAGUCCAUUUGCACACCCGAUUUCUGAAUCACAAAUGUGCCCUUCCUGAACAGAGCACUCGUCCUUGAUGAGUACCCUGUUCCUGCUUUUUCCCCCAAUAUCCCUUGAAUCCGUUAUACCCGAGAGCUAUAGCUUACUUUCACUUAAAUGCAUCUUGCCUUUCGGCUCAGUGAGAUGUUCCCUCUCCACAGGAAACGUGGCGGGGGGCGCAAGUCCGACCCAGUCCAGCACGGAAGAAGGGGCAGGCGCUGAAGGAGCCAUUGACGGGAACAGCGACAGCGACUUCUGGAAAGGUUCAUGCGCGCGCACCAGGAAAUCCAAGGACCCUUGGUGGAGAGUCGAUCUAAAAUCAAGCAAUUACGUGACAGAUGUAAGAAUCACCAACAGAGCAGACUGCUGCUCGGACCAGCUCCUAGGAGCAGAGCUCCGCAUCGGGGACUCGCUGGAAAACGAUGGCAAUUCCAACAGACUCUGUGGGACCGUUGUUUCCGUUGCUUUGACGACAAUUAUCUUCAAUUGUGAUGGAUUCAUCGGUCGAUAUGUGAACAUUUUCUUGCCGGGACAGGAUAAAAUCUUGACCUUGUGCGAGGUUGAGGUCUUUACUUCAAUACUUCCUACCAUCGAUACCUUGUUAAAACCGAAGCCGUAUCCCCCUUCCGCACACGAAAGGGAAAAGCUAACCACCACCAAUACCCCUUCACUAAAGGGAACGAAACAGCCGCCUUCAUUUGGAAAAGAAACGACGCCCCAGUCAACAAAGGGAACGAAAAUACCGUCCAUACCUGGAACGACUAUCCAGCCAAGAACCGGAAAAAAACGGUACGUUGCUAUUGGGAGCGAAUCUACCAUUGGGAACUGGAACAGGUAGACUCAUCGCUUCGCCAAGACGUGGAGACAUUCUCAGCAACAAAAUAUAUCAGCCACUGAUACAAUUUCCGGACGGAGGGAAUCAUGUUAGACCGAGAUUUAGUCCCUUCCGGCUAAAACACAUCCCCCCUCGUCUCUUUCUCAAUGGCAUGACAUCUUAUUCUGAAUCUGUGCCCUCUGGUCCUAGAUUCCCCCACAACUGGGAACGUGCUCUCUACAUUCACACUAUCCAAGCCUUUCAAUGUCCGAUAAGAUUCAAUGAAAUCCCCAAUAAUCCAUUACUACUCCAGCGAAUACAGGGCCCGGAACAGUAAGUGGGUCUCCAUAUGUUACCGUAAUCAACCCAGCGAUCACUCUCGUAAUCCCCCACUGGACCCUCCACAAUGCCAGCACAUCUCAGAUAUGGGGCCGAAAACUGUUCACAAUAUUACAAAUGCGCGCUGCCCAGUGCCUUUUACCCCCCUGCUUUAACAUUCUAGCUCUCUGGAUAUAAAUGCAAAGAAUGAAUUUGCCUUUCUUAACACCGGUUCAACUUGCAAAUAAACAUAUUGGGAAUCCAGCACCAGCACUCCCAAGUCCAUUUGCACACCCGAUUUCUGAAUCACAAAUGUGCCCUUCCUGAACAGAGCACUCGUCCUUGAUGAGUACCCUGUUCCUGCUUUUUCCCCCAAUAUCCCUUGAAUCCGUUAUACCUGAGAGCUAUAGCUUACUUUCACUUCAAUGCACCUUGCCUUUCGGCUCAGUGAGAUGUUUCCGUCCCCACAGAAAACGUGGCGUGGGGAGCAAGUCCGACCCAGUCCAGCACGGAAGAAGGAGCAGGCGCUGAAGGAGCCAUUGACGGGAACAGCGACAGCGACUUCUGGAAAGGUUCAUGCGCGCGCACCAGGAAAUCCAAGGACCCUUGGUGGAGAGUCGAUCUAAAAUCAAGCAAUUACGUGACAGAUGUAAGAAUCACCAACAGAGCAGACUGCUGCUCGGACCAGCUCCUAGGAGCAGAGCUCCGCAUCGGGGACUCGCUGGAAAACGAUGGCAAUUCCAACAGACUGUAAGUGUUCUUAAGCAAUCGCCGACUCAAGUCACAAGCGUUGACUUCUUCUGAAAUUUUCGCUGUUACUGGAGCAAUGGUAAUAUCAGUGGGAAAAAGAUAGUUGCUGCAGGAUAACAAUGAUCUCACUGCACAUCAAAUUAAAAUUAUUCUCCGCUGAUCCAUGGAAACAUUGAAACCUAGAAAAUAGGUGCAGGAGAAGACCAUUCGCCACUUCGAGCUUGCACAGCCAUUCAUUGUGAUCAUGGCUGAUCGUCCCCUAUAAAUAACUCGUGUCUACCUUCUCCCCCUAGAUUCCACUGGCCCCUAGAGCUCUAUCUAAGUCCAGAUGCGAGAGAAAAUGAUUCAGAGCCGUAGUCCAGUUAUCCAAUGACACGAGCCUUUAUCGCACCUCAAAAGCGGUGGGGUCAUAGAAACAUAGACACAUAGGUGCAGGAAGAGGCCAUUCGGCCCUUCGACGCAGCACCGCCAUUCAUUGUGAUCAUGGCUGAUCGUCCGCUAUCAAUCACCCGUGCCUGCCUUCUCAACAUAUCCCUUGACUACACUAGCCCCCAAAGCUCCACCUAACGUUCUCUUAAAUCCAUCCAGUGAUUUGGCCUCCACUGCGCUCUGUGGCAGGGAAUUCCAUCAAUUCACAACUCUCUGGGUGAAAACGUGUUUUCACACCUCAGUCUUGAAUUACCUCCCCUUUAUUCUAAGAUUGUGGCCCCUGGUUCUAGACUCGCCCAACAUUGGGAACAGUUUCCCUGCAUCUAGAUAGCCCAAUCCUUUUAGAACUUUAUAUGUUUCUAUAUGAUCCCCCUCCUCCUUCUAAAUUCCACUGAAUACAAUCCUAAUCAUUUUAAUCAAUCCUCGCAUGACAGUCCCGCCUUCCCAGGGAUCAAUUUCGUGAACCUAUGCUGCACCGCCUGAAUCACAAG